Messenger RNA from Gavialis gangeticus (Gharial), 1830 nucleotides. RefSeq names its product ring finger protein 152 (gene RNF152). Gene Ontology annotation, cellular component: lysosomal membrane; lysosome. Lineage: Eukaryota; Metazoa; Chordata; Crocodylia; Gavialidae. The transcript has 2 exons. The record is from RefSeq and is a predicted model, not a curated record. Bases 281 to 892 code for a protein of 203 amino acids. Gene Ontology annotation, biological process: apoptotic process; positive regulation of autophagy; cellular response to amino acid starvation. Gene Ontology annotation, molecular function: ubiquitin protein ligase activity.
UCCAGACUCUGCAGGGGACCCAAGCAUCUGGACCUGCUGAGCUAUACUGUGGAAGUGGGAGUGAGACCAUGCCACUGGAUUUGCCUGUGGCUGUGCCCAGUGGCCAAGAUACUGAAAGACAAGUCCGAUGCUUACCUACAUGGUGAUUCCUAGCCAUUGCCCUUCACUGGUGAGGUACGCAGACGCAGCAGUGGGAAGAGAGAAACUACACCAGACUUCAGAUUUUGGACAAUACAGCAAGGCUCUCUAAGAUAUUAAGUGUUUCCCCAUAAGGGCUACAAUGGAGACACUGUCCCAGGACUCUCUACUGGAAUGUCAGAUUUGUUUCAAUUACUACAGCCCGCGACGGAGGCCCAAGUUACUGGACUGUAAACAUACCUGCUGCUCUGUUUGCCUUCAGCAGAUGAGGACCAGCCAGAAAGACCUGAAAUGCCCUUGGUGCCGAGGUAUCACUAAGUUGCCACCAGGCUAUUCUGUUUCCCAGCUGCCUGAUGACCCAGAAGUCAUUGCUGUGAUUGCAAUUCCUCAUGCUUCAGAGCACACUCCUGUCUUUAUCAAACUUCCUAGCAAUGGAUGCUACAUGUUGCCCUUGCCCAUCUCCAAGGAGAGAGCACUGCUGCCCGGAGACAUUGGCUGCCGCCUCCUGCCAGGUAACCAGCAGAAGUCUGUCACUGUGGUGACAAUCCCAGCUGAGCAGCAGCCUCUGCAAGGUGGAAUCCCACAGGAAGUUGGAGAAGAGGAGCACGACAGGAGGGGUGUUGUGAAAAGCUCCACCUGGUCGGGGGUUUGCACUGUCAUCUUGGUGGCAUGCGUCUUGGUCUUUCUCCUCGGUAUCGUGCUCCACAACAUGUCUUGCAUUUCCAAGCGCUUCACCGUGAUUUCCUGCGGCUGAAAAGGGGCUGCUCCCAGAAUACUCUUGUGCGUUUAUUUAGGGGCUAGGAAGGCAGUGGUGGUGUGAUGGUGAUGGGACUGAGAGAGAGCAAUGCACUGCAACAUUGACCAGUUACUACAGAAUACUUGGCACUGGGCAGCCAUUUGAUAGUCCAAAGGCAAUCCUGAAAAGGUGAAACAUGAGACGUCUUUGUUAGGGUACAGAGAAAAUCAUGAGUGGUUUGAUGGUAGCAGCACUGAGGAUGACUGCAUGCGUCACCAUAAUCAUUUAUCAAAGGGACUGUAAUUUGUAAUGAUUUUUAUCAUGUUAUGAGAUUAAAGACGUCUACUUAGCUGGUUAUACUGUAAAAGUAUAUGGUAUGAUCUCUCUCUUUUUCUGUCUCUCUCUCUUGCAACAAAGUAGAUUACAAUCCCAAAUGCUUUUUGUAUAAGUAGAGUGAAACAUGAGAAUUGGUGUAUGACUCAGUAAAGAUUAUUCAGUGCCAGUCCACAUGCAUUUUUUUUAAAGGUGGGGGAGGGGCUUGUAAAAAAAUCAUUUAGUUGAUAAGGCUUUUUAUAUAUUUUCAAUUGCACAUAAUUAAAAUAAGUUAGUUGUACAGUAGUUUUUAAAAGGAAAUGUUUUACAAGCAAUUGUGUUUCUUAUGUAAUACGUGUUUGUCAUUUGCUUUCCUUUUUUUUUGUUUUCCAAUGUAGCAAUGCAAAUUCCCAAACAUUGUUAAAUGGAGAUCCAAGCUGGGAAGCAAUAAAAUGAAGUAGGUGGGAGAUGUAAUAGUGCAGCUAAAAUGUUUCUGUGUAAGCCACAUCACAGAGUAUGGCUGUGAAGUAUAAACAGUGGUCAUGCUGUUUCAUCUCAGGUCUGUCAGCAGGCUCUUGGAAAAUCUGACUUUCAUGGGGAUUAGUAGAGAAAUGGCUGGGCAGUCUUCCUGCAAGAACCAGAUU